AUUCCUCCGUCUUCCUAAAAGGGGCGAACAUGGCGAUGGGCAGGAUGAGGUGAAGGAGCGAGGGAGGAGGGGAAGGAGAAGGAAGGAGGGGAGGAAGGAGAAGAAAGGGGAAAAAUAAAGGAAAAAAAAAAAAAGGAAAAAAAAAACAGCAAAAGGAAAAAGGAAGAAAAAGAGGGACGGGGGAUGCAAGCGGAGCUGGCAGCGCAGUAAUUUCCUUCCCCCCCCCACCCCCAAGAAGCAAAAAAAAAAAAAAAAAAAAAAAAAAAAAAUCCGCAAAGAAAAAAAAAAGCAAAAAAGCGAAAAAAGAAAAAAGAAAAAAAAAAAAAAGAAAAAAGAGCGAAGAAAAAAAGAAAGAAAGAAAGAAAGAAAGAAAGAAAGAAAAGCAACAAAUCGAGCGAGCGAGAGAGCAGCCCUCCCUCCCGGGCAGCAGCAGCCACCCAAGCCGGCAGCUCGGCUGUUUUACAUGGAGAGCACAAACCCCCGGCAAGCGGAGGAGCAGCGGGACUCCGCGCGGAGAUCUGUGCAUCAAAAUGCUGAUAGUCGAAAAGACAACUGACUACCCUUCAGCCGAGUACUCCCUGGUGGAGGAUGUAGCCCUCCACUUCACGUGUUUGAUGGACAGACUGAACGAGCAGCGCCUCUUUCAGCCGGACCUGUGCGACGUGGACAUCGUGCUGGUGCAGCACAAGAGCAUCUUCCCGGCGCACAAGGGGGUCCUGGCAGCCUACAGCCAGUUCUUCCACUCCCUCUUCACCCAAAACAAGCAGCUGCAACGCGUGGAGCUCUCCCUGGAGGCCCUCACCUCGCAGGGCCUCCAGCAGAUCCUCAACUUCAUCUACACCUCCAAGCUCCUCGUCAACUCCUGCAAUGUGCAGGACGUGCUGAACGCGGCCGCCGUGCUGCAGAUGAACAACAUUGCAUCCUCCUGCCAGGACCUGCUGGACACGCGCUCGCUCAGCCUGGCUGCUGACAUGGCCCUGCCCGCCGAGGGCUGUGCUGGCCCUCCGCCAUAUUACUGUGAGAUCAAGCAGGAGGUGGAUACCCCUCACCCCAAGAUCUACGCCCGAGAGGGCACUGACCCCUACUCGGUGCGGGUGGAGGAUGGGGCGGGUGGUGGGCCGCUGCCGCCAGGGCAGGCCAAGCAGUACUACAAGGAGGAGAAGGACGGCGGCCCGGGUGCUGUCUGCAAGAUGGAGGGUGAGGAAUCCGAGGAGGACCUGGACAGCCAGGGCUCCUACAACCGGGAACAGAUCAUCGUGGAGGUGAACCUCAACAACCAGACUCUCAAUGUCUCCAAGGGCAUGGAGGGGAAAGCGGCCGCCGGCGAGGCGGCUGUGAUGGGGCGGCCUGAUGGAGAUGGACGUGACACAGAGGAGGAUGGGGAGGAGGAGAACGAGGAAGGAGAGGAGGAGGAGGAAGAAGAGGAGGAUGCGGAGGUGGGUGAGGAGGAAGAGGAGGAGCACAGUGAGGAGGAAGACCUGGAGGAGACAACAGAAGAAGAGGAGGAGGAGGAUGACGAUGAAGACACAUCCGAGAUGAAAAGGGAAAAGAGUGGGCAGACCCGCAGAGGAAGCCGAGCAUCCAAAGCCACCAAAUCUGCCAUGGCCACCCGGUCCCAGGAGAUGGCCAAGACAGAAGAGGAGGAAGAGGAAGAAGAGGAAGGGCAACGAGGGAGGAAGAGGAAAAAAGAGCAAGACGGGCUGGGCCAGAAGGUGAAACUGGAAGAGAAGCAGCACUACCCAUGCAAGAAGUGUCCCCGGGUCUUCAACAACCGCUGGUACCUGGAGAAGCACAUGAACGUCACGCACAGCCGCAUGCAGAUCUGUGACAAGUGUGGCAAACGCUUCCUGCUUGAGAGUGAGCUGCUGCUGCACCAUCAGACUGACUGCGAGAAGAACAUCCAGUGUGUGACGUGUGGGAAGGGCUUCAAGAAGCUCUGGUCGCUCCAUGAGCACAACAAGAUUGUCCAUGGCUACGCUGAGAAGAAGUUCUCCUGCGAGAUCUGCGAGAAGAAGUUCUACACCAUGGCCCACGUGCGCAAACACAUGGUUGCUCACACCAAGGACAUGCCCUUCACCUGCGAGACCUGCGGGAAGUCCUUCAAGCGCAGCAUGUCCCUCAAGGUCCAUUCUCUGCAGCACUCCGGGGAGAAGCCUUUCAAGUGUGAGAACUGCAAUGAGCGCUUCCAGUACAAGUACCAGCUGCGCUCCCACAUGAGCAUCCACAUCGGCCACAAGCAGUUCAUGUGCCAGUGGUGUGGCAAGGACUUCAACAUGAAGCAGUACUUCGAUGAGCACAUGAAGACGCACACGGGUGAGAAGCCCUACAUCUGCGAGAUCUGCGGGAAGAGCUUCACCAGCCGCCCCAACAUGAAGCGGCACCGCCGGACCCACACAGGAGAGAAGCCCUACCCCUGCGACGUCUGUGGCCAACGCUUCCGCUUCUCCAACAUGCUGAAAGCCCACAAGGAGAAAUGCUUCCGUGUCAGCAACCCCUUGGCUUCGGACACAGCGGUCCCUCAGCCUGCCGCCAGCCCGGCCCCGCUGCCCCCCGGCGUCUCCCCACUGCCGCUGCUUCCUCCCCUGCCACAGACCCUCCCUCCUCCUCCUCACCUACCACCCCCACCUCCCCUGUUUCCUGCGGGGAGGAUAAAUUCAAAUAACAACUAGGUGCCCUCCCCCUGCACAGACUGCUCCUUCCUUUGGAAACACCCGGGGAGAUGUGGCUUCGCUUGCUAUCUACCCCAUUCCUCCUCAUUUUGGGGUUGUUUUGGUGUUAUUUUUUCUUUUUUUUUUUCUUUUUUUGCCCACAAAGCCUUUCUCUGUGGAGAGUGGAAGCAGGAAGAAGUCCCCAAGGAGUGUAGAUGUGGAUGGGGGAACUGUCCAUAAGGGUGCAGAUAAAAGACAUCGCUCUCCAUUUCAUCUUGGCCGUGGAGUCCCCUGGCAGCCCUCCACCAGCACUCCCCAUCACUGGGAAAACAGGGAGGAAAAGCCUCUCCCAAGGCAUUUUUCCCACUGGGCAACAAUGAUUUGACCCAGCAAGGUGAUGCAGGCUCCAUUGGCUCCAUCCCCAGCUGAGUUGCUCAUCCCAACCCUUCCUGGUUGCCCUGUCACCAUGCAUUGCAUUCAUCUCCACAUCAAGAGGUUGGUGGGGCUCAGAGGGACGCCAUGCUGUGCCAUCUGGGGUGCUGGCACUUCAAUAUUUAUAAGAAAAAAUCUAGCUAGUGGUGCUUGAAUCCCUGUACUGUAAAGCUGGUCUUUCAAUCAAGCUCUUUCCCCAAGAGCUGAGGUGUGUUGGCUUCCCGGUGGCAUGCAGCAAAGCAGGUGUCCCCACUGAAAGCCAUCAUCUGGCCUUGUUAGCUGCCCUCUCCUCGUCUUCCUCCCCCAGCGCAGGUUUUUCUCUCCAGUAGACAAAAGCACAACACAGGUGCUGUGUUUUGGGGGCAUGGGCAGCCAGCUGCCCUUUUGUCUUUGGGGUGCCCUUCUCAUCCCAUUGAGAGCUGGAUUUCAGGAGAAACUCUGGAGUUUGCAGAGUGGCUUUGGGAGAGCUGGGAUGGCCUCAGGACCAGUAGGAUGGCACCAGGGUAGAGGAGUGGGAUGCAGCUGGUCCUCAGCAGAAUCAGCCCAGAAUAGUGCCUUAACAAUCUGAAUAAACCCCACCUGUGGGUGAGCUCCACGUGUUGGCUGGGAGCUGCUGUGUGUCAUCCCAAGCAUUAGAGUGGAGGCAAGGCCUUUUUCUUGCCACAUCAGGAAAGCCCACUUUGCUCUACCAAGCUUCACCUCCACAUAGGGUCGACAGUCCCUUACUGGGACCAAAAGGGACUGAUGUGCUCAGGCUGUGCCAGAGAGGGCUGUGGUUGGCUUGGUGGUGCCCCAUGAUGUGGUUUAGUACGUCUUUGGCCACACUGUGUUUGUGUGUUCCUUGCCUUGGGAUGUCACAUUUUGCUCUGACCAUGACUCUGUGGUCUCUGUUGUGAGUUGGUCUGGGGAGCACUGCGGGAGCUGCAGAGCCUCCAGCAUGGGCAGAGAGGUGCCAGCCUGGGUGUAGAGGAUUCCUUGCUGCCCAGGGCAGCUCUGCAGGUGUAUGUGGAUGUUGGUCAGGUUGCAGAGGAGGCGGUGAGGAGGUUUCUUGGUGGGUCAGGAGAGAGAGAGGACAUUGAGUGGGCUGCAGGAGCCCUCUUUUGUUUGCACCUGUCUGGGAGGUAUCAGGGUGCUGGGGAAGGUGAGCCACACCUAGCACUGCAGGAAGUCUUGUGCUUCAUCUCCUGGUCCAAAUGAGCAAAGCACGUGUGCGCAUCUCCUGAGCUGGGCAUGGGUAUGUGUCUGUACAGAGCCAGGAGAGCUCAUCGUUGUGCUCAGGGGCUUUGCUGGACAGGGAUGUGCAUUGAGACAGGUCUGAGGAAUGCUGACUGCUCUGAAAGAAUAACGUUUAGCUGACAGCUUAGGUGACCAGUGUCCCCUGCUGGAUGUCUGAGUGUUGACCCCAUGCCUGACAUCCCUGGAGAGCUUGCUGUUCUCAUGGAUUGUUAGCACUUUGUAGUGACAAUUUGCUUGUCAUUGUACUGGAUGGGGUCCAGUGUCCCAGGAUCAGUAUCAGGGCCUCACCCUCAAUCCCCUCUGCCUUUGAGCAGGGGGAGGAUGCGAUGGCAGAGCUGCCUCAACAUAUUUAACCUUCUUAGAUGGGUAGCAAAAGCUUGGCCACUCUCCGUCCUUCAUGACCCUGACAUGGUGCAAAGCUUUCUCAAGCACACAUCUGUGAGGGACAUGGGUGCUCAGUUCUUGGGGCCAUUGGCUUUUUGAAGGGACCAUGACCCAGCCUGGGAGGUGGCUGCUUUGGAGGAGCUCUCAGUAAUACCCUUGGAGGUAUUGGAGGGCCUUGGUAGAGCAAUCUGUGCUGUCUCCUCCUCCACUGUCUCCCAGACCUUAUCCCCUUUGGGCUCCCUCACAUUUCUUUCCACUUGUACUCUGCCUUGAGAUGGGAUGGGAGCCUGCACCACAAGGAGACUUCACCUUGCCUGCGUGGUCUCCUGCAAUGAACCCCAUUGGCCUGCCUUCCUGGUGGACUUCUCCCCGAGUAAAUCCCCCCUCCAACACAUCCACACUCCUUUAUCCACUCACCUGGUGGUGGCUUUCCCCAUCCCUGUGCUCAUCCUCUCCCAGCGAGGACCUGUCCCACUUGGAUGCUGAAGUGAGAUGAGAGCUCUUUGUUGGGACUAACAAAGCCAAGUUUGGUCUGGGUGAGAAGAGCAGGUGCAGAGCACUUGCUGUCCCUCAUCCUACAGCAGCUAGGCCUCGCCACAUCCUUGGAAGGCCUCAUGACUGAGCUUGACCACCUCCAGUCCCCUUCAAGAGACUGCCCGGAGAGCCACUUGGAGACAUUGAGAUGUGACCAUGCACACAGCACUUUGGAGAACCAGAUCCCUGCUGUUCCCUCCCCGCUUCAAGGCCUGGGCAGCUCCUAGGAGUCCAGCAUGGCCUCCAAGCCCUUUUGUCUACACCCUUGUUCAGUCCUGAUGUGUCUUGUCAUGUCUGGUUUUCAUUAACGUACUAAGAGCUCAAAUGAGUCGCUCUCACGGAGUCUUGUCCUGCAUCCAUCCCAGUUGGACCCUGUUGGCACCCUUUAGGUUAGGUGGGGGAUGAGACGGGAGAGUUGGGCCCAUUGCGUUCAAGCUUUUUAUAUUUUAUUUUAUUUUUUUAUUUUUAACUCUUGCACCUUAAUCUCUCACAUCCCUUCUUCGACAGACUGCAAGGGUGGAGAGGGGCUUGAUUCCCAUUUAUGCAGCUCAUGAAUACACCCCAAUGCGAUGUUCAGCCGACAGCUCUGCCUGCACCCCAGACCCGCCGGAGUUUGGUUUUGAUUUUCCCUUUGGUUGAACUCUGGGGAGGGAGGGAGCUGGGCAGGGAGGGUUGUUUUUGUUUUAUAUAUCCCAGGAGCCUGGUAGCACAGACCAGUUAGCCUCAUAAAGUCCAUGAGGUGCAGCUGGCCCUUCGGACCACAGCCAUAACCCAAGCACGAUGGGAAGGUGAUGGACUGACAGAUGGUGGGAAUGGCUGUGACAGUGCAAUAGAGACAAGCAUCCGCUGCUAGACAACUCCACUGAUUCAACUCUUGGUUUGCCUGAAGUCAAGAGGGAAGGACAGAUGGACAGAUGCCCUUGGUUCACACGGACAGAGAGAGCUUCCCCACACGCAGCCCUGCCUGAUGAGACACAACCGCAAUGGAGUUGGGUUGAACUUACAAAGAAAGAACUUUUUCAAAGAACAGCAAAAAAACAGACGUAGGAACAACCUCUGGAACUUGAAGGAGACGAAUGAAACCCCGAGCACUUGCCUCAGAACUAGUUUCUCAUGCCUGGUGUUCAGCUCUGUAUUAUUUUACGACAUUCAGUAUCAGUUGCCCAAACAUGCCAAGUUAAGAGUGUAUCGGUGGCUCUACUAGUGUGAACAAACUAAACGAAGCACUUUAUUCUGUAUAGAUAAGGGAAGACAGGGAGGGGAAGCUUGGAUGCAUUACAGAAGCGUCUUAAGUAAUGUUCUAGGAAAUGUAUUAUUAUUAUUAUUAUUAUUAUUACUUUUUUUUAUGACCAUGUGUAAUCAGUAUAUGUUUAUCUCUAACGCCAAGUACAGCAGUUACUCUCUUUGGGAUGGUGUGAUGAGGGGGAGGCCAACACUGCUGGUUCAGCCCAUCAUUGUGAGGCCACCAGGGGCGAGUCUUGCCUUGUUGGCCCCAUUGGCUGAUGCCUGGGAAGUCCCAAGAAGUGCAUCAGCGCUGCCUUCCAAGCACAGCUCACAGCCAGCCUUGGCACCACGACCCCAGCAUGCAUCGCCAUCCUAAGCUGUCAUCUGCCCACAGGUGCUGGAGCUGCUCUCUGGGCCGUCCGCGAGCACGUCGAGCCAUGGUGGGCUGUUCUGGGGUGUCCAUAGAGGUCAGGUCCUUGGCCAUGUUUUUAAACCUGCUUUUGGCCUCUCACUAAGGCACGUUCAGGGCUUCCUGGAAGUAGUGAGAGGACAGAACUGGGCCUUUCCACUGCGUUCUCCCGGUCUAGAAGUGUUAUGACUGUUACCAAAGAGGUUGCAAGUGGAAGGACUGAAUCAAUAAACAAUUUGUCUUUUAUAAAAGAAAA
Gallus gallus (chicken) is the source of this 7123-nucleotide messenger RNA. It is a transcript of the gene ZBTB47, whose product is annotated as zinc finger and BTB domain containing 47. The transcript is spliced from 6 exons. Gene Ontology annotation, molecular function: DNA-binding transcription factor activity, RNA polymerase II-specific; protein binding; RNA polymerase II cis-regulatory region sequence-specific DNA binding. The coding region runs from base 531 to 2669 and encodes 712 amino acids. The record is from RefSeq and is a predicted model, not a curated record. Gene Ontology annotation, cellular component: nucleus. NCBI's taxonomy places the organism in Eukaryota, Metazoa, Chordata, Aves, Galliformes, Phasianidae. Gene Ontology annotation, biological process: regulation of transcription by RNA polymerase II.